AUGUUCAGCACGCGGGCACUCACGCUCCUGUCCUCUGUGUUUGGGGCUUGCGGCCUGCUCCUGGUGGGCGUGGCUGUGUCCACAGACUAUUGGCUGCUGAUGGAGGAGGGCGUGGUUCUGCAGCAGAACCAGAGCAUGGAGGUCAGGAUGGCCCUGCACUCUGGCAUGUGGAGGGUCUGCUUCGUGGCAGGACCUGAAAAGGGGAGAUGUGUAGCAUCGGAAUACUUCACCACUGAAGCUGAGAUAGACAUCGUGACCGAAAACACUGCAAAUAUACUAAAGAUGGUACGGACGGCCACACCGUUCCCCAUGGUUUCGCUGCUUUUCGUCUUCACCGCCUUCGUCAUCAGUAACAUCGGACACAUCCGGCCCCAGCGCACCAUCCUAGCCUUCAUCUCUGGAAUCUUCUUCAUCCUCUCAGGGCUGAGCCUGGUGGUGGGCCUGGUCCUCUACAUCAGCAGCAUCAACGACGAGGUGAUGAACCGGCCACGUGAGCCCGAGCACUUCUUCCACUACCACUACGGCUGGUCCUUCGCCUUCGCUGCCAGCUCCUUCCUCCUCAAAGAGGGGGCUGGGGUGAUGUCAGUGUACCUCUUCAUGAAGCGCUACGCCGAGGAGGAGAUGUACCGGCCCCACCCAUCCCUCUACCGCCCCCGCCUGUCCGAGUGCAGCGACUACAGCGGCCAAUACCUUCAUCCCGAGUCGUGGCCUCCUCCAAAGAGGGGCCGCAGCGCAUCUGAAGUCUCCAGCGACAUCUCCAUCCAGCUGAACCAGACACCCCCGCCGCCCAAGGGCAGCUCCAUGCAGCAGCAGCAGGCCCCGUCCUCUGGCCCCUCCUCGGGCGCCAGCUACCAGCCGUCCUCCUCCUCCUCAUCCUACCCCCACCACUCCAUGUCCUCCCACCCCCUCCACUCCAGCCACCACACCAUGUCCUCCCACCCCAGCGGGCCCCCUCCCCAGUCCAUGCCCAUGGCCAUGCCCCCCUCCGCCCAGCCCCCUCCCCGAUACCACCAACACAUGCACAUGAGUGCCUCGCCGUGCUAGAAGGGGGGAGUGAGGGAUGAGGGAGGGAGGGGAGGGGGGGAUAGACAGAGCAGGGGUUGGCUCUGUCGUACAUCCAACACACAGAGACAGAUGCAAACACACACACACACACACACACAUGCACACAUACGUGCACACACAGAAGUGUGGGAGGAGAGAUGGAAGAGGGGAGGAAGGAAGGAUAUUUAGGAGAUCAAGAGAAAGAAGGGAAUGAACGAAGGAAAGAAAACGAGAUGGGUGGAGGAUGAUUCACAAUGGAUGCUGUGCUUAAAAUGAAGACAGAUAUUUUAAAAGAGGGAGAGAGAGAGGGAGGGAUAUGAUCAUCAUUUACACAAUAAGAAAAAGAGGGAGGGGGGGUUUAUAAGAAAGGGUGAUGCUGUUUCAGAAGAAAAAUAAUUUUGCAUUUCAAGCACUAACACACACAAGAAUCAAGAACAAAUUGUAUAUGCAUAGAGAUUUAUACUUAAACUGUAUAGACAUUUCUUUCUCUUAAGUCCUGGAAAAACAAACGUUGAAAUCUUAACCAUGUUUGUCUUUCAUGAGAUAUGUAUAUUCCUGUAAUAUUAGUUCUAUCAUUUCAUUCAUUGUUUGUAUUUGAGAGGCAAGAAUUGUGAGUACCAAGACGGAAAUCUGAGACAUCUGAAGAUCAUUCAGGGUUCUGUGACUUAUCUGCACAUACUGUAACAUCUCAGAUUCCGCAAGGGUUCCAAAAUGGUUCUUCGGCUUUCCCCAUAGGACAACCCUUUUUGGUUCCAUGUAAAAUCCUCUGUGAAAAGGGUUCGACAUGGAUUCUAAAAGGGGUCUAGCUGGAACCAAAAGGGUUCUACCUGGAAAGAAAAAGGGUUCUUCUCCAAUGAGGACAGCCUUUAGGUUCUAGCUAGCAUCUUUUGUGUGUGUGUGUGUGUGUGUGUGUGUGUGUGUGUGUGUGUGUGUGUGUGUGUAUAUAAAUGUCCAGGUCAUAGGCUUCAGCAUCCAUAAAAAAAAACACUUGAAUUGUUGUUUCAUGUUUUUGACUAAAAUGUCACGGUAACAAAGAAAAUCCAUAACUUUCCAUCAUUUAGAAAUAUUUAUUUCUGAGUAUAAAAAAAAGCACCCAUUUUACUACGAAGAAUGAGAGCCUAUUUGCAGAUUCCAUGAGACAUAUGAUCCUCCUUUGAUUGCUAAUUAGCUUGAGUGUUCAUAUUCUGUAGCACAUGGCUGCUUACCAGUAGAGUAUCUUCCUUCUAUUCAUAGUUACCAAAAGAGCUUCCCAUACAGCAAUGGAGUAGAUUGAUGAAGUAAAGACUGUGUUUGUUUUGAAAUGUUUACUUUUCUCCUUCUGACUGUGACUCGGGAUAUAUAAUACAUGCUGCCUAUGUAGUCUACCUAAUGCACAACAUGUUUACAUUCUAUUCUGAUGUUUAUUGGUAUCCUUAUACUAAAUGCAACACACACACACACACACACACACACACAAACCAGCUGCCACAGUCCUGCUAUAACUACAUUUACUACUAUUUCUACUACUAAUAUCAAAAGAAAGAUUGUGACCAUUAUCAUCAUCUAUGUUUAUAAACAUCUGUAUUAUAAUAAUGUAAGUAAAUGCAAAUAUAUAUGAAAAUAUAAUAAAACCAUAGAGGAUGUGUGAGAAAGAAAGUGAGAGGUUGGAUGUCUAAUAUAAAGCACAGAAAUCAACAUUGAGUGUACCAAAAUUAGAAACCCCUCCUCCCUCCUCAAUUCGUCGGGGCAUGGACUCUACAAGGUGUCGAAAGUGCUCCACAGGGAUGCUGAACCAUGUUGACUCCAAUGCUUCCCACAGUUGGGUCUAGUUGGCUGGAUGUCCUUUGGGUGGUGGACCAUUCUUGAUACACACAGGAAACUGUCGAGCGUGGGAUAACCCUGCUACCAUAGCCCUAUAGCCCUGUUCAAAGGCACUUACAGUACGUCUUUUGUCUUGCCCAUUCACCCUCUGAAUGGCACACGUACACAAUCCGUGUCUCAAUUAUCUCAAGGCUUAAAAAUCCUUCUUUAACCUGUCUCCCCCCUUUCAGCUACACUGAUAGAGGUGGAUUUAACAAGUGACAUCAAUAAAGGAUCAUCGUUUUCCCCUGGUCAAGUCUAUGUCAUGGAAAGAGCAGAUAUUCUUAAUGCUUUGUAUACUCAGUGAAUUUCACAAUAGCGUCUCUUAGUGAAUGAAGGUCUAAACGAGAGCAAAACAUGUCCAAUGGGUCUCUGUAGCACCACCGAGUGGUGCUUUUGUUGUGAGUCUGAUUGCUCUCCAUCGAGGUUGAACGUUGCCUUUUGUGUCAUGACAUUGCUCAUUUCUUCUAGCGAACCGAUAGCAAUUCUGGACUUGGGGGAUAGAAGAACGACUUAUAACAAAGUCUUGCAAUGUCUGCCUACAAAUAGUGAACUAAUUCCCGAUCAAUGUACAUUCAUUUCAAUUUGAGACAUUGAAUUGCAUUCCAAUUGUUUUCCUAGUAUGAUGUGGUUGUUUUUCCGAAUUCCAGAUCUUUUCAUGCGACCAGAAAACUUGAUCAAAUGUUUUUUAAUAUCUAUAUUGUUUUUUUUUGUAUGUAGCAGAUGCACAUACACAUGUGAUGAGUGGUAGCAUUCGUUUGUUUGGGACCCAGGACAGCGAUGUACAGCCUAUAAUAUAGUAUAGAGUCAAAUAUAUGAACGCAUUAGCAAACAGGACUGGCUCCUGCUGGAGGGAAAACUAUAACAAAAUAAUAUUUGUAGCUUGUUCUGUAAUCAUAAUAGGUAGAAAAGUGUAGUGGUGUAGUUUUAUUAACUCUAUAGUGUAAAAUAUAGUAGGCCUAUUCUGAUUUGGUGUGAGAGGUUGAUUAAGCGAGAGAGAGAGAGAGAGAGAGAGAGAGAGAGAGAGAGAGACAGAGAGAGAGAGAAAGAGAGAGAGAGAGAGAGAGAGAGACAGACAGAGAGAGAGAAAGAGAAGAGAGAGAGAGAGAGAGAGAGAGAGAGGUGAAAGGGGUAGCUAUAAGAAUUGUAUCACAUUUUAUGUUGUCAAUGAAAUAUGAUCAUCCUGUUGUUUUUCCUCAUUAUACUACUCUGCUAAAUUGAGGUUUCCUUUCAGAGAGCCAUGUCUUGACUAGACCGUGAAUGUUAUUGGAGUUGAGGACGAUUGUGGUUUUUCCGUAGCUCAAGUGAGAUUCAUUGAUUUCCUCAAGCUCCUUUUAUUGCCUCCACUUGUUUCUCCUCUUGCUUCCCACCCCCGGUAAAUCCUACCUUUUGAACUUUAUUGAUCAUUUGUCUUGGUUUGUCUCUCAAAUCCCCGUUAAUGUAAUGUGGGGCAGACUUGUUCCACCUGUCUCUUCUCUUUCCUGGCCUCGUUUUUCACUCUUUCUCCAUUUCUUUCUUCUUCUGUUAAGGCGCUCUCUUAGAACCUGUCUUUGAGCUUAUUAAAAUGAACUGUGCCUAACAACAGUAGCGGAGAUCAAAGCUAUUAAUUAUUAUCAAGAUCAUUAUAUAAGUCUUAUUGUUGUUACUAUUAUUAUUAGUGUAAAUAUGUUACCCAUAUUUACCACAAAAUCAACGGUUUAAUGGUAAUAAUGACAAUAAUGACAUUUUCUUUUUGCUAAGCAAUGCACUAAUGAAUCUGAAGAGAUUGUUCAUACCUGAGAUACCAUUUGCUAUUGGAUCGAUGCCUGGGGGUUGCUGACUAACGUCAUUGUUCCACAACUAAUGAAUAAAUCCUAGAGGUAAACCUGUGUGUGCUUAAUGUUUGUGGUCAGAUGUCUGACACACACAAUCACACACACAAAACACACACAAUCACACACACACACACACACACAAACACAAUCACACACACACAAUCACACAAACACAAUCACACACACACAAACACAAUCACACACACAAACACACCUACCACUGAUGUCAGGAACUUUUAGAGCUGAAAAGAUCAACAUGGCUAAACUAUAUUGAGAUGAAAUCCUGUUUGCACACUGGUGUAGAGAACGAAUAGCAUGACUGGAGACUGACAUACUCAGUAUCUUGGUAAUGCCCCCUGCUAUUGUGUUUUAAUCCAAAGCUCUGCUUAUUUAAAGCCAUACGAAAUGUAGCAGUUCUGUGUGUGUGUGUGUGUGUGUGUGUGCGUGCGUGCGUGCGUGUGUGUGUGUGCGUGCGUAUGUGUGUGUGUGUCUGUGUGUGUGUGUGUAAUGGUGUUAAUGGGUGUUACGAUGUUUUACGUGUGUGUGAACUGUGUGUAGUGUGUGGAUCAGAAGUCUCCACAAGAAUAGUACCAAACAAAAAUUGGGCCAACUGGGGACAUUUUGUUGGCCCCCCCACGAGAUCAAAUGCUAUUUCUAGGGGGUUUAGGGUUAAGGUUAGAAUUAGUGUUAGGGUUAGAAUUAGGUUUAGGGUUAGGAGCUAGUGUUAGGUUUAGGGUUAAGGUUAGGUUUUUGGGUUAAGGUUAGGGUUAGGAUUAGGGUAGAGUAUGGUUUAGGGUUAGGAAAAAUAGGAUUUUGAAUGGGACUGAAUUGUUGGUCUCCACAAGGUUAGUUAUACAUUACUGUGUGUGUGUGUGUGUGUGUGUGUACAGCGGUGGGUGGAGUUCGUGAUUUGGAGGCCCCAUGCAGAGACCAGUCUGAGGCCCCCAUGGGUUUUAUAGUAUAGUUUUAUAGUAGCUGAUAGAUACAUUGUGACAAAAUACACCAUAUUACCAACGAUUGUUCUAUCUGUGAUAUUAACAGUGGUGACCUGUUUAGCAAAAAAAGAGUUUGCAAAGCUGUCAUCAAGGCAAAGGGUGGCUACUUUGAAGAAUCUCAAAUAUAAAAUAUAUUUUGAUUUGUUUAGCACUAUUUUGGUUACUACAUGAGUUGAAUGAGUAGGUGUGUCCAAACCUUUGACUGGUACUGUAUAUAUGUUUUUUGUUGUUGCUUGUUAUUUUGGCAUUAAUACGUGUCACAUAUCAGUUUCCAAACAAGGCAAAAAAAUAAUCAUUGAGUUA
This is a messenger RNA of Oncorhynchus nerka (sockeye salmon), 5995 nucleotides long. RefSeq names its product voltage-dependent calcium channel gamma-7 subunit-like. The transcript has 5 exons. The record is from RefSeq and is a predicted model, not a curated record. Gene Ontology annotation, molecular function: voltage-gated calcium channel activity; channel regulator activity. The coding region runs from base 1 to 1044 and encodes 347 amino acids. NCBI's taxonomy places the organism in Eukaryota, Metazoa, Chordata, Actinopteri, Salmoniformes, Salmonidae. Gene Ontology annotation, cellular component: postsynaptic density membrane; AMPA glutamate receptor complex. Gene Ontology annotation, biological process: transmission of nerve impulse; positive regulation of synaptic transmission, glutamatergic; neurotransmitter receptor transport, postsynaptic endosome to lysosome.